Penicillium mononematosum is the source of this 1443-nucleotide messenger RNA. Its product is annotated as flavin-containing monooxygenase. Bases 1 to 1443 code for a protein of 480 amino acids. The transcript has 5 exons. Gene Ontology annotation, molecular function: N,N-dimethylaniline monooxygenase activity; NADP binding; flavin adenine dinucleotide binding. NCBI's taxonomy places the organism in Eukaryota, Fungi, Ascomycota, Eurotiomycetes, Eurotiales, Aspergillaceae. The record is from RefSeq and is a predicted model, not a curated record.
AUGUUUGCUGACAGUAUAUUACAUCCAGACAUUGAGGACACUGUCGACAAAUUCGAUCUACGGCAACAUGUCAUUACCUCGGUGGAGUGCUUAGGGGGUACUUGGAACGAGGACGAAAAAGAGUGGACUGUGAAAUUCCGCGACGUACAAACCGGUCUGGAAUUCGAGCGCCACACGACCGUCUUCGUUUCCGCAGUUGGUGCUAUCUCCUUUCCCCGAGACGUGAGAUUCAAGGGGAUGGAGAAUUUCAAGGGUGACAUGUUCCACACCGCGCGCUGGGACCACUCGGUUGACUACACUGGCAAGCGAGUGGCAGUGAUUGGAAACGGUUGCAGUGCCGCCCAAGUUGUGCCUGCCGUUUCCGAGAAAGCAGCUUUCGUGCAGCAAUACGCUCGCAGUGCACAAUGGUAUCACGCGCGUCCAAACAAAUCCUUUUCGCAGCUCGAAAAAUGGUCGUUCAGGUGGUUACCUCUCUGGCAACGAUGGCUUCGCUUGCGCAUUUUCCUCCAAACGGAGCGGGAGGCUUACACUUAUUUCUCCUCGGAGGCUGGUGUCAAGGCCAGACUUGCGGCGGAGGACGAGUCCCGAGAAUACAUCCUCUCUCGUACCCCUCCGCAAUACAAGAAGGCCGUGGUGCCUGAUUUCCCUUUGGGAUGCAAAAGACGCAUUUUCGAUCCUGGCUAUCUUGAUUCCCUUCAUCAAUCUAAUGUCAAGCUUCGCAAUGAGGGAAUCCAGGAGUUUACCGAGAACGGGAUCGUCGGAUCUUCGGGCAUUGAAGACGAGUUCGAUAUUAUUGUGCUUGCAACCGGCUUCCAGGUCUCGCAGUUCCUUGCACCUAUGGAAAUCUAUGGUCGACAUGGCGUCUCUCUAAACAAACAGUGGAGCGAGUCCCGAGGAGCGCAGGCCUACUAUGGCACGUUCGUGCACAACUUCCCCAACUUGGCCAUCAUCUUCCCUGCAAACAAUUCCGCUCUGUUUGCCUGCGAAACCCAGGUUUGCUUCGCGGUCAAGGCACUCUUCGAGCCAAUCCUCGACCAUCGAGUUCGAGUGGUGGAAGUAAAGCAGUCUGCCGAGGAGAGACAUACGAUCUCUCUUCAGGAGCAGCUUAAGGGCACUGUUUUUGCAGGUAAUUGCUCAAAUUGGUAUAUUAAUGAGUUUGGUCGAAAUGUCGCUUCGUGGCCGGCGAUGGCGGCUUUCUUUUGGUUGGAGACAUUCUGGCCAAAUUGGAACGCAUUCAUCUGGAAGGAUGGCUCCGCUACAUGGCCCCUCUACCGAUUUGCUAGAUGGUGGAAAAUGAGUUCGUGGUGCUCCAAGGCAAGCAUUGCGGCGAUGGUCGCCGUCUUCCUGUCGCAAAGCAGAGCCGGUAGUGCCAUAGGGGUCACUGGGGCUUUGGAGACCUUGUAUGAAAGUAUUAGGGCUCUGGCGUGCUACAUUGCUAGCUAG